Nezara viridula (southern green stink bug) is the source of this 3181-nucleotide messenger RNA. The record is from the annotation of a GenBank genome assembly. NCBI's taxonomy places the organism in Eukaryota, Metazoa, Arthropoda, Insecta, Hemiptera, Pentatomidae.
AGAAAUAAACACAAUUACAAAUAAGACUUUUCUUUUUUACAGACUCAGAGUAAAAAUUAAUUAAAAUUUGUUGAAAAUUACACGAAAUCUAAGUAACUUUUGGAAUCGACGAAACAAUACAGUAUAAAUUAACUCUUUGAAUAAAACCUAAAAUUUUAUAACCCCAUAAAAAUAUAGUAUAACUCCCAUUCCAUAUGAUCAUUGCCUUUCACAUUUCACUGCCAUUAUAUUGAUAACAAUUAUUUAUAUUAAUUUUAAUUAUUAAAUGGAAUUCAAUGAAAUUCAUAUUAGGAAAUUUCUAUACUAUUCUCCAAAUUUCCUCCAAGUUUGGGUCAAAUUGAAUGCGCAGUUUUCAAACUAUAGGCUUGCCAAAUAAUACGUUUGCUGAUCCGAAAGCGAAAGUAUUUUUGCUAGGAGAAGUGGAUAGAAUUAGAAUGGAGAUCAUACCUACUUGAUUAUAUGUUUACCAAUCCCUAACUUUCCUCCAAAUUUGAGCCAAAUCGAACAUCAGUUUUAGAGAUAUAUGCGUAUCAAGGAAAACACGUUUGCGCAUAUGUAAGAAAAAUUAGUGGGCAGAAUUCAACAGAAUUGACAUUACGUUUUCACCAUUACCUACCUUUUAUCUAACUUUCAGCCAAAUCAAACGAGCCCUUUCUGAAACAUUGGCAUAUCUAAAAAAAUACGUUUGCGCCUGCGUAAACGGAAGUGCUAGAUAAAAUUGAUAUGGAACCAUCUAGGCACCAAUUUGCAUAAGCCAUGAAAAUCGGAUGAAUGGUACUAGGUGAAAUACUCCUCGCAUUGAUUUGAUUACAUACAGACACCGAAUCAAAUUGGAUCCUUGAUGUCUGAAACGUAAAACACGAGUGGAAAUUUUUGAUUCUGAGCACGAAUUUGUUUUUAACCUCUCGCACGAACACAAUGCUUCCCUACCCUCGGUAUAGAGGAAGAAAGAAAAAAAAAACAUUACGAGUAUGCCAACAACUUGUAUUUUUAGUUUUCUCUGAAAGUGGUAAGAAAAGUAGUGUGACACGCCACAAACAUUUGAUUCGUAACUAUUAGUAAAUAAAAAACCAUUGUGUAAUAAUUUGAAGUGUUUUACACCACUGUCUAAAAGAAUAAGUAUUAGGAUAAGGAUGAUAAAUUGGGUUGACUAAUUUAACAUCAAUGAUUGGUCUUCGUAAUAUAUUAAAAUGCUUCUCACCUGCAAACUGAAAAUUACUGUAAUCGUUGUUUGGUUUAAAUCAUUCAUUGACGAGUACGCAUCUUGACCAUUACCCGUGGAUUUUAUCGCUUUCCAAAUCUUUAUAUCGCUUUUCUAUUAUCAGAUAAAGUAAACUACCUGAUAAUAUUUAAUCUUUAAUUGUGGUUCUACAUUUAUGUGCAGGUUCUGAGAAUUUGCUGAAAACCUUUUAUAUCUAAAGUUCCACAAAAUGGCUAACCGUCCGAAGGUAUUGGUUUGUCGACCAGAUUUUCCAGAAGGUGGAAUUAAAUUACUCAGGGAUAGGUGUGAUGUUGAAAUUUAUAAUUCAGAGAAUGAGAUUCCUGAUGAAGUGUUAUUAAAAAAGAUGGUUGGAAAAGAUGCGUUAUUUGUAUCUGGAAGAAAAAGAAUAACAAAGGAGGUCAUUGAAUCUGCUGCCAAAAAUGGAGUGAAAGUGAUUUGUUCAAUGUCCAUUGGGCUUGACCAUAUUGACUUAGAGGCGUUAAAAAGAACUUCUAUUAAACUUGGUCACACUCCCCAAGUAUUCGAAUCAACUGCCGAACACACCGUUGCUUUAUUACUUGCUACAUCCAGGCGUGUUGUGGAAGGACACCAGCUAAUUCUUAGAGGCGAAUGGAAAAUGUGGACUCCUACAUUCAUGUGCGGUCGAGGCCUUUAUAAAUCAAUAGUUGGCUUUGUGGGAUUUGGUCGAAUUGGACAGUCAGUAGCGAAAAAACUGAUAACAUUUGGAAUAUCAAAAAUUCUUUACUCAGGUCCCAGAAGAAAACUUGAAGGUGAUCAAUUAGGGGCAGAAUACAUAGACCUCGAUAAUCUACUUCGACAAAGUGAUUUCGUUAUCGUUGCCUGUCCUUUGACACCUGAAACGGAAGGUAUGUUUACUGCUGAGAAAUUCUCAUUGAUGAAGCGUUCUGCAAUUUUUAUAAAUACUACUAGAGGAGCAAUAGUUGAUCACGAAGCUCUUGUGCAUGCUCUCAAAAAUAAAAUUAUUGCUGCCGCUGGCUUAGACGUAAUGGAUCCUGAACCUUUACCAAUAGAUCAUCCUCUCAUAGGCCUUGAUAAUUGUGUUCUUACCCCACAUAUUGGAAGUGCUACUUAUGGAACUAGGGAUGUAAUGUGCAUAAUAACAGCUAAAAAUAUCAUUGCAGCAUUGCAUGGUCCCUUAAAAUGUCUAACCGUCCAAAAGUAUUCAUUUGUAGAUCAGAUUAUCCAGAAGCUGGUAUUAAAUUGCUCAGAGACAGGUGUGAGAUUGAAGUUUACAAUUCUUUGGAGAAAGAUGUUCCUACUGAUGAAUUAUUGAACAAGUUGGUUGGAAAAGAUGCAUUAUUUAUAUCUUCAAAAAAUAAAAUAAAUAAAGAGGUCAUUGAAGCUGCUGCUAAAAAUGGAGUGAAAGUAAUUGCUACAAUGUCAGUUGGGCUUGACCAUAUUGACUUGGGAGAAAUUAAAAGAACUUCUAUAAAAAUAGGAUAUACACCUGAUGUUUUGACAGAAGCAACUGCUGAACUCACUGUUGCUUUGUUAUUGGCUACAUCAAGACGCGUUGUCGAAGGACAUAAAACAAUUGUUAGUGGUGAAUGGAAAAUGUGGACUCCUACAUUCAUGUGCGGUCGAGGUCUUUAUAAAUCAAUAGUCGGAUUUGUGGGAUUGGGUCGAAUCGGACAAUCAAUAGCUAAAAAACUUAUACCAUUCGGACCAUCUAAAAUUCUUUACUCAGGUCCUAGAAGAAAACUUGAAGGUGAUCAAUUAGGGGCAGAAUUCGUAGACUUUGAUAGUUUACUACGGCAAAGUGAUUUUGUCAUUGUUAUGUGCCCUUUAACAUCUGAAACUGAAGCAAUAGUUGAUCAAGAAUCUCUUGUACAUGCCCUCAAGAAUAAAAUUAUUGCUGCUGCUGGCUUAGAUGUAAUGACUCCUGAACCUUUACCUAAAGACCAUCCUCUUGUAAGCCUUGAUAAUUGUGGUGGGUAA